GUCGUCGUGUCCCAUGUGCGUCCUCCUAGGUGCACGGUGGCUAUCGUUACUUGGCCAAACGAUCGUAUUGGUGAUGCCUCCAGGGGUAUAUAUACGACGAGCGCUGCGGGGCUUGAUAAACACUUGCCCAUCAGCGAUUACUGCUGCAGCAUGUAUACGUCACUGGUAGUCGUGAUCGCACUGGCAAGCUGCGUGGCAGCUGCCCCAGCGGAGGACGUGAUACCAAUUGUCAGCCAAAGUCAAGAGGGUCCAAAUCCGGACGGCUCGUACAAAUGGAGCUACGAGUCCGGCAAUGGGAUCAAAGCGCAAGAGGAGGGUCAUCUGGAGAACGCUGGCCAAGAGAACGAGGCGAUGAACGCUCAGGGUAGCUUCAGUUAUCCGAGCGACGACGGUCAACAAAUCUCGUUGACGUAUGUUGCGAACGAGGAAGGUUUCCAACCACAGGGCGCUCACCUACCCACUACACCAGAAAUACCGCCGCUCAUUCAAAAGGCGCUCGAAUGGAUAGCGGCGCACCCAAGCAAGGAGGACCAGAAUCAGGUAUAAAGGAUGAGACGUGUACCGUCAGUGAUCUCAAAACGAGCUACGUUCAAUUUUCUUCUAACGUGAAUUACGAUGAAUCGCCCCGUCGUCACCUCUUGCAGUCCAAGCUCUAACGAAACGCGUACUACUCUGGUUCAAUCUGUUGUAAAUAUUUAUUGUAUACUUUUACGGACGUAUAUGUGUAUUGUAUAUCGAUAUAUUAUAUCGUAUUAUAUAUGUAUCGUGUAUUGUAACACAUGCAGACGCGAGUAUGUACCACGGGCAGCGAACAUGUACACAAUCGUUGCCAGGUACGUACACAUUACGAUGCAUACGAAAUAAAUGUUGCAAUUCAACACA
Bombus huntii is the source of this 882-nucleotide messenger RNA. RefSeq names its product endocuticle structural glycoprotein SgAbd-8-like (gene CPR22). The coding region runs from base 151 to 546 and encodes 131 amino acids. Lineage: Eukaryota; Metazoa; Arthropoda; Insecta; Hymenoptera; Apidae. The record is from RefSeq and is a predicted model, not a curated record. Gene Ontology annotation, molecular function: structural constituent of chitin-based larval cuticle. The transcript is spliced from 2 exons. Gene Ontology annotation, cellular component: chitin-based extracellular matrix.